AGACCACCUAAUGAAAGAAAUGCGGUGCCCGUACUGCUCGGCGGCGCAGGGGCGGUGCGCCACCACUACCACCGGACGAUCCAUAACCGAGUGCGCUUCCUGCGGCCGAGUAGUAGAAGAACGCCAAACUCAACCCCACCACCUCUUCCACCUCCGAGCCCAAGACUCCCCUCUCUGCCUCGUCACCUCCGACCUCCCCACUCCUCCCACCACCACCACCAUGACAAAGUGCCAACCGAAAGACCAAUCCGAAGAAGACCCAUUCGAACCCACUGGUUUCAUAACCGCAUUCUCCACCUGGUCGCUCGAGCCUUACCCAGUCUUUGCACAAUCUUCCAUCUCCUUCGCUGGUCAUCUUGCUGAGCUCGAACGUGUCCUCGAAACGACGUCGUCUUCGUCUUCGUCUUCGUCUUCGAGCUCCAAUUCUGGGCCUUCGGUAGUUGUGGAUAAUUUGAGAGCGUAUCUUCAGAUCAUUGAUGUUGCGUCUAUACUUGGGUUGGACUAUNACAUAAUUCUUACUAGUACUAGGGUUCAUUGGUUAUUAAUAUCGGUUGUUGUGAGUAGCUUGUGUGGCAUUGCAUAA
Messenger RNA from Ilex paraguariensis (yerba mate), 583 nucleotides. The record is from the annotation of a GenBank genome assembly. NCBI's taxonomy places the organism in Eukaryota, Viridiplantae, Streptophyta, Magnoliopsida, Aquifoliales, Aquifoliaceae.